AUGACACUCUUUUCUUCUCUCUUCUUCUUCCACUGUUUUUAUUCUCUCUCUCUCUCUCUCUUCUCUUCUCUUCUCUUUCUUUCUCUCGCUCUCCCUCUCUCGUUCUUCGAUAAGAACUUACUAAGAACGCCAUGGCACUCUUUUUUUCUUUCUCUUUCCACUGUCUCUCUCUCUCUCUCUCUCUCUCUUUCUCCACUUCUUUUCCCUCUAUCUCUCGCUCUCUCUCUCUCUCUCUCUCUCUCUCUCUCCCCUACUUUGAGAAGCAUAUAUAUAUAUAUAUAUAUGACUGUCUUUAUUUUUCUGCCCAUUUCUCUCUCUCUCUCUCUCUCUCUCUCUCUCUCUAUCUAUCUAUCUAUCUCUCUCUCUCUCUCUCUUGCGUUUUUUAAACUUUCUUUUUGUUAUUAUCUGUUAACAUCUCAUGCGCCCCCGACUGUUCCACCAUUUUUUUCUUUCAUCUUUCAAUAUAAAAGAUCACUUUCCGUUCACAAAUGUCUUUCUAUUUUCUUUCAUUAUUUUUAUAAUUUAAUCUCCUUUCUAUCUACCUUUAACGCAAUGUUUUUAUUCGAUUCCUUCCUUUUACUCAUUGAUUUUUUAUUUCUUUUAUUUUUAUCUUCAUUUUUCUUUCUUUCUUUCUUAAGUCUCCGUUUACGUCUCCGUUUAUGUUUUAUUCUUUUAAAUUUCUUUCUUUCUUUCAAUCUUUUUUUCUUUCUUUCUUUCUCUUUUUCGUUUGUUCGGAUUCCAAGUCUGCGUUUACGGUUUUAUUCUUUUUUUAAAUUUCUUUCUUUCUUUAUUUAUUUCUUUCAUCUUGUUCGAUUCCAAGUCUCCGUUUACGGUUUUUUCUUUUUUCUUUCUUUCUUUCUUUCUUUCUUUCUUUCUUUCUUUAAUUUAUUUUUUUUUUUCGUUUGUUCGAAUUCCAAGUCUUUUAAAAGACACGGUUUUAUUCUUUUAACUUUUUUCUUUCUUUCUUUUUUCUUUUUUCUUUCUUUCUUUCUUUCGUUUGUUCGGAUUCCAAGUCUCCGUUUACGGUUUUAUUCUUUUAACUUUCUUUCUUUCUUUCUUUCUUUCUUUCUUUCUUUCUUUCUUUCUUUCGUUUGUUCGGAUUCCAAGUCUGCGUUUACGUCUCCGUUUACGGUUUUAUUCUUUUCAAUUCAUUUUCUUUCUUUCUUUCUUUCUUUUAAUCUUUCUUUCAUUUGUUUAAUUCCAAGUCUCCGUUUACGGUUUUAUUUUUUUUCUCUUUCUUUUUUUUUUUUUUCUAAAAAUGUCAUUAAAAUUCUUUCUUUAAUUCUUUUCGUUUGUUCGGAUUCCAAGUCUCCUCUCCGUUUACGGUUUUAUUCUUUUAACUUUCUUUCUUUCCUUCUUUUCUCUGUUUUAUUCCUUUUUUCUUUCUCUGAUUUAUUCUUUCUGUCUUCUAUUCUUUCUUUCUUUCUUUCUUUUAGAUACUUUUAA
Molecule: messenger RNA, 1446 nt
Organism: Acanthosepion pharaonis
Lineage: Eukaryota; Metazoa; Mollusca; Cephalopoda; Sepiida; Sepiidae
Source: the annotation of a GenBank genome assembly